Messenger RNA from Austrofundulus limnaeus, 2928 nucleotides. RefSeq names its product sp9 transcription factor (gene sp9). The record is from RefSeq and is a predicted model, not a curated record. Gene Ontology annotation, molecular function: RNA polymerase II cis-regulatory region sequence-specific DNA binding; DNA-binding transcription factor activity, RNA polymerase II-specific. NCBI's taxonomy places the organism in Eukaryota, Metazoa, Chordata, Actinopteri, Cyprinodontiformes, Rivulidae. The transcript has 2 exons. Gene Ontology annotation, biological process: regulation of transcription by RNA polymerase II. The coding region runs from base 150 to 1469 and encodes 439 amino acids.
GCUACAACUAAGGUAGUGUUGGUGAGCUGCGAGCCAGGAGAGAGACCGUGUGACCCGAGUCAACACGGGGGGAACAAAAAAUCUGGAUCAAAUUGGAGCCAUACAGCCUCGACACCGCGAACGCACUCACCACAGCUCCGAGCCUGGAUAUGGCUACGUCUAUACUCGGGGAAGAGCCGCGGUUUGGAACUACACCCUUAGCUAUGUUGGCUGCAACUUGCAACAAAAUCGGUAACACCAGCCCUCUGACAACUUUACCUGACUCCAGCGCUUUCUCCAAAGGUGGAUUUCACCCGUGGAAGAGGUCCUCCUCCAGCUGCAACCUGGGCUCCAGCCUGCCGGGCUUCACGGUCGCGACCAGCCGAGCCUCCACGGGACUAACAGCGAGCAGCGGCGCGGGCAACAGCGCCUUCUGCUUAGCCUCCACCUCCCCGACCUCCUCAGCCUUCUCCACCGAGUACAGCGGCCUGUUUUCCAACUCCGCGAGCGUCACGACGCAGGAGUCCGGCCAGUCGGCCUUCAUCUCCAAAGUCCACACGUCAGCCGAGACUCUGUACCCGCGGGUGGGCAUGGCGCACCCCUACGAGUCCUGGUACAAGUCCGGCUUCCACUCGACGAUCUCCGGCGACGUGGCCAACGGCGCGUCGUCGUGGUGGGACGUCCACAGCAACCCGGGCUCGUGGCUGGACGUGCAGAACCCCGCGAGCACCCUGCAGAGCUCGCUGCACUCCGGGACGCCGCAGGCCAUCCACUCCCAGCUGAGCGGCUACAACCCGGACUUUUCGUCGCUGACGCACUCGGCGUUCAGCUCCACCGGGAUCAGCCCGUCCGCGUCCCACCUGCUGUCCACGAGCCAGCACCUGUUGACGCAGGACGGCUUCAAAACCGUCAUCCCCACCUACACGGACGCUUCCGCCGCCAACGCCAUGAUUUCGGGGGGCAGUUCWGGAAUAAGCAGCUCGUCCAGGUCCUCCAGGCGGUACUCCGGCAGAGCAACAUGCGACUGUCCGAACUGCCAGGAGGCCGAGCGGCUGGGGCCCGCGGGGGCCAGCCUGCGGAGGAAGGGACUCCACAGCUGCCACAUCCCGGGCUGCGGGAAGGUGUACGGAAAGACCUCUCACCUGAAAGCGCACUUGAGGUGGCACACCGGCGAGCGGCCUUUUGUCUGCAACUGGCUGUUCUGCGGCAAAAGGUUCACUCGGUCCGACGAGCUCCAGAGACACCUGAGGACCCACACCGGCGAGAAGCGCUUCGCCUGUCCGGUGUGCAACAAGCGCUUCAUGCGCAGUGACCAUUUGAGCAAGCACAUCAAAACGCACACGGCGGGCGGAGGGGGCAAAAAGGGCAGCGACAGCGACACCGACACCAGCAACCUGGAGACCCCGAGGUCCGAGUCCCCGGAACUUAUUUUGGAGGGGGUGAACCCCAGGAUCACGGUGAAAGACCCGUCCCCCCACGACGAGCCCUGAGGCGGCACCCAAAAUCAAAGCAGAGAGAAAAAAAAUUAAUAAAAAUGAAUAAAAAAAACUGCACAGCAAUGAAAACGGGUCGUAUUUGACACACAAAGCAAGAAAAAAUAGUUUAAAAAAACAUAAAAUAUACCCACACAGGCGCAACGAGUAUUUCAUUUAUAAAUCCAUCUAAAGAAAACGCAAACUGAUUUUUGGCCUUUUGAAAAAAAUAAAUCAAAGACUUGGAGGCGCGUAAAAACCUGUUGAACUCUGUGAGCCCCAGCUUGUAUAUUAAACCCCUAAACUCYGUGUUUCCUCAUGUAAAUGUCAUAAACUUGGACUGUUUUAUUCGUGUUGGUAUCCUGGAAAUCAGGGAAUUUACUUUCCGACGCACUUUUGUGGAUAUAUAUGUAUGUACACAGCUUUUUCCCCUCCUCCUCUCUACCCCCUAAAUUUUUUGUUAAUCAUUUGAUUUCUUUGCUUAAAAAAUAAUCUAUAUAUAAAUGUUUACCUGUAUAAAGUCACACAUAAAACCUUCAUUUAUCGUAAUUAAAACAUCUGAAAAAAAAAAGGCUGUAUUUGUGUGUAAAUUUGAUAUUUGAUUUUCUUCAAAUCUGAGUAUUUUAUUGAGGUAUUUUUUUUAAAAGAAGUGUUUAUUUCUUCUUUUAAAAAAUAAUAGCUGGUUUGCCCUCCCCGUGGAAUAAAUUCGUGUUUAAUUCCCUGGAAAAGACAUUUCAUGGCUAAAUGAAAACCUUGUUAAAUGUUAUUAAUUAUGACUUGGAGCACUUUGCAGCCCCAUGUGUCUUGUAUUUUGCGAUUAGGGAUYCCUGUCUUAUCAAAUAUCUAAUUAAUCUCCGAGACAUCUAUUGUUCACUUUCACUUCAUCUGGGGGGGCUUAGAAAAGGUCCCCGAAUAUUUAUUCUAAUUGUCCAAAUUAACUGCUUUCAUUUGCAUCCCAAUCCAUCCACAGAGGAAGGAUACGCCUUUUUUUAAAAACCAGAAACAUAGAUGUUAGAGGAACAGUUUUUUUUCUCACCUCAGAAAAAAUAAAGGCCAAAAAGUCAAAUGCAAAUGUUGGAUUUGAAAUGCUUUUUUUGCGCGGCGCAGUCAAAUGGCCCCGUGUUAUUUGAAUAUCAGUGGCCCCGGCAUUGAAAGGGUUCAAGGAUGCUCUCUGACUUCUUUGUGUUUACCCAGUGCAGCGUCCGACUCCCAGGAAAGAGAGGAAAAAAAAAAAAAAAAAAAAAAAACAGGGAAUAAUAAUUACAGCCUGAAUCCAAGGGAGGGAGCACGUCAAGGAAAAGCAUCUCAUUCAGACACCUAUUUUUUUUUUUUUGUAAGGCAGGAUGUUAAAUUGARCAGAAGGCAAUAGAGGGGAAAUUAUUUUCAUUUCCUGCUGUGCAACAAAAGCACCUAAAUUGUUAAAAGAUAAAAAGACAUUAUUAUGCCUCCAAUUUCUAUUCAAUAAAACAUAUAAAAC